Molecule: messenger RNA, 1344 nt
Organism: Euleptes europaea (tarantolino)
Lineage: Eukaryota; Metazoa; Chordata; Lepidosauria; Squamata; Sphaerodactylidae
Gene: CD14
Product: CD14 molecule
Exons: 1
Coding region: 1-1344 (447 amino acids)
Biological process (GO): inflammatory response; lipopolysaccharide-mediated signaling pathway; toll-like receptor 4 signaling pathway
Cellular component (GO): external side of plasma membrane; membrane raft; lipopolysaccharide receptor complex
Molecular function (GO): protein binding; lipopolysaccharide binding
Source: RefSeq, a predicted model, not a curated record
AUGUGCAGAGCACGGGCCUUUAUGUCUCUCCUUCUCCUAGGAUUGAAACUCCCUCAGGCAAAAGGCAACUGUGGGUUUGUUGAGUCUGAAAAACUCUGUGUCUGUUCACUGCUCGAGGUGUCAGAGAUGCAAAAAUUUUUUGAAUGCUUGCAAGCCACCACAUAUGAACUUCGAGGUGGAAACCUGGAACAAUUUGCUGCCUUUUAUGAAAUCACGCCAUCUUCGUACCUUAUUGAUAUUCUCCAGGUCCUUCAAGUCAGAAAGCUCAUCUUUACAGACCUCAUUGUGCCGGAAGUUCUCUUGCCAGGAGCCCUGGAAUUUGCUUCCCAUCCUCUUCUGCUUUCAGAAAUUGAAUUUGUGAACUGCACUUUCCUUAGAACGGCCAGCCAGCACUACACAGGUAGGCCAACCCCACUGAGGGUUUCCUCUCUGCGUUUCCACAGAGUGACUGCAGAUUCCCUGGCUGACAGGUGCAAUGAUCUGACCAGCCUGACAAGGUGGCUGGAGACCCUGGAGAACCUGACGCUUACUGAAUCACAAGUCACCUCCAUCCCAUGCAAAAUUGGCCAGGUGUUCACGGGAUUGCUCUUCCUUGAUGUUUCAGGAAACUAUUUCCAGGAUGAGAGCAUCAAGUCCUCCUUCUGCCAGGGAGCUUUCCCAGAACUCCAUGUAUUAAAACUCCACCACAACCGACUGACCUCUUACGAUGCUGUGUGUGAGACAGUUGGCCCCCUCAACAUGCUGACUCACUUAGACCUCAGUCAGAAUGAUUUCCCACCUGGAUUCUCCUCCUCCUCCCAGUGCACGUGGCCUCAGUCCCUUCAUGUAUUCAACUUGUCCAGCACAGGUUUGGAACAUGUGGAGUGGUCUCUUCCACCCAACCUGGAGACAUUAGAUCUGAGCGCCAACAGUAUCUUUACCCUUGACCUCUCACUUCCCACCUUGAAAAAACUCUACCUGUCCAACAACAGGCUGCAGGCAGUCCCCUCGCUCAAGAAUCUCCCUCGUCUGGAAGUCCUCAGUGUCGAUCAAAACCACAUCUCACAUCUGCCUAGCCGGAGCUUGCUGCAACUGAAGCACCUGCAGAUCUUAAAAGCCGGUCACAAUCUCUAUAACUGUUCUUGUCCUUAUACCCGGGAACUCCAGGACUUGGCCAGCAAGCUGUCUUUACUGGCCAACUGGCCUCAUGACUAUACGUGCCAAUACCCUUCUCAUUCCCAGGACUCCCUGGUUAAAGAUACGUCUUCUUCAAUGCUGCAGUGCAGCCAAGCUCUGGUCACUCAUGCCUCCGUGGUCAUCUUGCUGUCCAGCCUUCACCUGGUUCUUUGCUUGUUUCUAGUUUGA